AUGGAAAACACUCCAAACUCUCAUUUUCUCUUAAUUUUUCCUUCAGCACUUUGCGGUGUUUUUCUUCAAUUUUUUCUAAAUGCGUCAAGAAAUUUGAUACGUCUCCUUUUCUGUGCCCUGGCGCCAUAUCUGUCUCAUGCACGGCGCGCUCUCCUCCUCCGAAUGACCUGCACUUCUUCUCGUCCUGCUCCUUCUAUCGAUUUUCUUUAUGGCGUCUAUUAUGUGUCGUGA
Caenorhabditis briggsae is the source of this 231-nucleotide messenger RNA. NCBI's taxonomy places the organism in Eukaryota, Metazoa, Nematoda, Chromadorea, Rhabditida, Rhabditidae. Bases 1 to 231 code for a protein of 76 amino acids. The transcript has a single exon. The record is from RefSeq and is a predicted model, not a curated record.